CUCACCAAAGAGUACCUGGCAAUGCAGAAAUCAGCUCCUCCGUUCGUCUGGGCAUCUCCAGACGAGAAGAAUAUAUUGAACUGGCAUUACAUCCUUCGAGGACCACCGGACAGCCCCUAUCACGGUGGGGAGUACUAUGGACUACUUACCUUUCCCUCCGACUAUCCCUUCAAGCCUCCAGGUAUCAAGAUGUUUACCCCGAGCGGACGAUUCCAGCCGGACAAGAAGAUCUGUACGAGCAUGAGCGAUUAUCAUCCGGGAACGUGGAACCCUGCCUGGAGUGUGGCUACGAUUCUCACUGGUCUGUUGUCGUUCAUGCUGUCGGAUGAGAUCACCACAGGGUCGAUCACUACCACGGAUCUGGAUAAGAAGAUGUUCGCGAAGAAGAGU
Molecule: messenger RNA, 390 nt
Organism: Dacryopinax primogenitus
Lineage: Eukaryota; Fungi; Basidiomycota; Dacrymycetes; Dacrymycetales; Dacrymycetaceae
Product: UBC-like protein
Exons: 5
Source: RefSeq, a predicted model, not a curated record